Molecule: messenger RNA, 2242 nt
Organism: Ictalurus punctatus (channel catfish)
Lineage: Eukaryota; Metazoa; Chordata; Actinopteri; Siluriformes; Ictaluridae
Gene: seta
Product: SET nuclear proto-oncogene a
Exons: 8
Coding region: 209-1003 (264 amino acids)
Biological process (GO): nucleosome assembly
Cellular component (GO): chromatin; nucleus
Molecular function (GO): chromatin binding; histone binding
Source: RefSeq, a predicted model, not a curated record
CUCCGAAAGAGAAACGCGUGAGUGUAGUCGAUGUGCUAGUAGUACAACUGGGAGCGCGCGUGCGCGUAUAUUUGCGUUUCCUCGCAGCAAGUUGAGGAGCGCGACACAUUUCAGUGCAAAGGAACGUUGCUUACCUUUACGAAGUUUAUAUAAAAAAAAAUACUAGGUAAUUUUCCGUGAAAGUAUUUUUUUGCUAAGCGGUGAAAACAUGUCAGCCCCAGCAGCUAAAGUGAGUAAAAAGGAGCAGAACUCGAACCACGACGGAGCGGACGAGACCUCUGAAAAAGAGCAACAGGAAGCUAUUGAGCAUAUUGAUGAAGUACAGAAUGAAAUUGACAGACUGAAUGAACAGGCCAGUGAGGAAAUCCUCAAAGUCGAGCAAAAAUACAACAAGCUUCGCCAGCCAUAUUUUCAGAAGAGGUCAGAACUCAUUGCCAAAAUUCCCAACUUUUGGGUCACUACAUUCGUGAAUCAUCCACAAGUCUCUGCUCUCCUUGGUGAGGAGGAUGAAGAAGCACUUCACUAUCUGACAAGGGUGGAAGUAACAGAAUUUGAAGACAUCAAAUCAGGCUACAGAAUAGAUUUUUACUUUGAUGAAAACAUGUAUUUUGAAAACAAAGUCCUAUCCAAGGAAAUUCACCUGAAUGAAAGUGGAGACCCAACACCAAAGUCAACAGAGAUCAAAUGGAAACCAGGAAAGGACCUCACAAAUCGUUCCAGUCAACCUCAAAGUAAAGCGGGCAAGAAGAGGCAACAUGAAGAGCCUGAGAGCUUUUUCACCUGGUUCACUGAUCACUCUGAUUCAGGAGCAGAUGAGUUGGGGGAGGUCAUAAAGGAUGACAUCUGGCCCAAUCCUCUGCAGUAUUACUUGGUCCCAGAUAUGGAAGAUGAGGAAGGAGAGGGUGAGGAUGAAGAUGAGGAAGGUCUAGAAGACAUAGAUGAAGAGGGAGAAGAAGAUGGAGAAGAGGAUGAUGGGGAGGAUGAUGAUGGUGAGGAUGACUGAAGAGGAAUAAAGUUGAGCAUAAUUCAUCACUUUAGUCCUGUCUGCCACAACCCAUCUGCUACUUUGGUGAUUCUUGGGAGCAAAAAUGCAUCCUUUUUGCCCCCUUUCCUUCUUGUCUUGGUUUUUUUUUUGUGCUCCCUCUCCUGUCCCGACAGUGCCAUGUUGAAAUCCACCCAGGAAGAGACUGCUGCUAUGGCAAUUAAUCUCAAUUCCCAAGUACAUUUUGAGGAAUAAAACAGAAGGCAAAACACACUGUAAUAUAAGCAGCACACUGUCUGGAGUAGACUUGCAAAUAGGUAAACUUUUUAUAUAAAUGUGUAUAUGCAUAUUUCAUCCUGUUAGUGUGGUUAAAUGAACAAAGGCCAUGGUGUGUGAUCUGUAUUUCCAGCUUCCUUCUUAACGGCUUUGUUGCUCAUGGCAUUACAACUGCUUAGUGAUUGAGUCUUCCCCUCUAGCUUGUGGUUUCAAGAACAUAAAUCACAACCAUACUUCUCUCCCCUCUGUGAGUUUGUAAUUUUAUGAGGGCUGACCCUCAGCAAGGGAGGAAACAAGGGUAUUUGGAAACAAUUUCCUUUUUUUUUUAUUUUAUUUUUUUUAUUUAAAUCUUGUUUCACAGACAUUCAUUGGAUAUGAAAUGACAUUUUGAUAAAAUAAAAUCCUUAAAAAUAAAUAGUCUGCCUGCAAGUUUUGGCUCUGCUGCAUAGGUUGUGUACAUUUUACUAAUCUUGUAUCUUAUACACAAACGUAACUUUAGAUCAGUUUGCUUUGUUUAAAAUAAAACACAAUGUGAACAUGUGAUUUGUAGUGAAAUUUGAAGAUUUGUAUGAAAAGAACAAAGUGUAGGAAUUUAUUUCCAUCUUUUUUUUUCAACUAAACUUUUCUAGUGAUAAGCCCUUUACAUGAAGAAAAGGUGCUCCCCCCCGAUGGGUCUGCUUUUGAAAGAUUUUGGUAUCGAAUGUUGAGGCAAAAUGUUCCUGUAGCUGUCUGUCUAGUCAAGGCCACCAAAGACUGAUCCAAGGCCUCAAAUUCUUCUCUUGUCAUUAUCUUCGGCUGUGCACUUGGUUGGAAUGCCAAGCCUAGAAUGAAAACAGCUCAAAUGAUACUGUAACAAAUAGGAGCAUGACUGUACAAUGAGAACAGAAGUAAUAGUUACUAGGUCAGGGCCAGGCUAUGUUCAAGUACAUGGGUGGUUCUCAAAGUUGGGUAGGGGGAUGGCCAGGGGGCUAUGAUUUUCUGUGG